Messenger RNA from Malassezia restricta, 1323 nucleotides. Its product is annotated as carbamoyl-phosphate synthase small subunit. NCBI's taxonomy places the organism in Eukaryota, Fungi, Basidiomycota, Malasseziomycetes, Malasseziales, Malasseziaceae. The transcript has a single exon. The record is from RefSeq and is a predicted model, not a curated record. Gene Ontology annotation, molecular function: carbamoyl-phosphate synthase (glutamine-hydrolyzing) activity. Gene Ontology annotation, biological process: 'de novo' pyrimidine nucleobase biosynthetic process; L-glutamine metabolic process; L-arginine biosynthetic process. The coding region runs from base 1 to 1323 and encodes 440 amino acids. Gene Ontology annotation, cellular component: carbamoyl-phosphate synthase complex; cytoplasm.
AUGCAUUGCUUUUUAAGUCAGAAAUCGCAAAAUAUGUAUCGUUUUUCUCUUCAUCGCCUCUCGUCGUUUCGUCGUCUAGCGCGUACGGUCACCACAUGGUCUCCAGCGCCUGCUUCGCAGCCAGCAUCGCUUAAGCUCAAGACUGGGGAAGCAUUUGAGGGCCGCUCGUUCGGUGCUCCGCGCAGUGUAUUUGGUGAGACUGUGUUCACGACAGCUAUCACGUCGUACACAGAUUCGCUCACAGACCCAUCUUAUACAGGCCAACUUCUUGCCUUCACUCAGCCACUUGUCGGAAAUUACGGCGUGCCAGACAAUACUCGAGCUGGCUCUUCUCGUCAGCAUCCCAAAGAUGUCGACAUUGGUUGUUUCCUUGAAUCAAAUGGGAUCAAGGUUUCGGGUGUGAUUGUGAGUGAGUUGUGUGAACGUUUUUCCCAUUUUGAAGCGUUCGAGUCUCUUGCCAGCUGGUGUGCUCGUCACAAUGUGCCUGGUAUCCAAGGUGUUGAUACUCGUGCUUUGACAACAAUCCUGCGGAACCAGGGAUCCACACUAGGCGCUAUCCUCGUGGGUGACGAGCAUCAGCGCAUCCCCGACCAGUCCGAGUUUGUCGAUCCUAUGGAAAGGAAUCUUAUCGCUGAAGUGUCGACCAAAGAACCGUAUACGCUUCAUCCAGUGAACGGUCCAUCUUCAGCUCGUGCACACAUUGCACUGAUUGACUUUGGUUUAAAAGCCAACAUUUUGCGCUGGCUCUUGCGUCACGACACAAGUGUGACAGUGCUGCCGUGGAACUAUGAUUUUUUUUCUGUGCGUGAUCAAUUUGAUGGUCUUUUUCUAAGCAAUGGACCUGGUAGUCCCAAUUCGGUGGCUUCCAUUAUGCCUGGUAUCCGUCGCACGAUUGAUGAAUGGGACCGCCCCAUCUUUGGUAUCUGCAUGGGUCACCAGGUGAUUGGUGUAGCCGUGGGACUGCGUGCGUACCGUAUGAAAUUUGGCAACCGUGGCCACAACCAGCCCGUUUUGGCUCUUGGUCACGGCAACAUGCGUGUUGAUCCCGGUCGUGUUUACAUAACGUCUCAGAACCAUGGGUAUGCGCUGGCGUACAAUGAGACGGGUCCAGAUGCAUGGCCUCAAGACUGGCAGCCAUGGUUUGUCAAUGCAAAUGACUGGAGUAUUGAAGGCAUUGUUCGCACAGGUGGUCUCGAUAAGCAUGCACCUGUGUGGGGUGUGCAGUUCCACCCUGAGCAUGCAGGUGGCCCCGAGGAUACCAACCCUCUGUUUGAUGACUACGUGGAACAGGUUGUUCGGUAUAAAUUGAAGCGCGGUGCUUAA